AUGACGAGCAAGCACGUCAGUCGGCUUGCAAGCUCAGCCCUCCAGCGGCUUGCAGCAGGAACGAGUCAGCCGCUGCCAGCUCGGGUGCUGCCACCUUGCCGAUGCACAAGACAGGCUAGCUCCAGCACACAUGGCAAGACGGCAGCGCAGAGGCGAAGCAAGACACCGAGAGCAGCUGUGCCACAAGCCUCUGUUGGCAAGCCAGUAAGUCAGGAGAGCGAGAAGCCAGAUGAAGAAUGGUCUGUCGACCGAGAGUUGCCAUACCUGCGGACAGACCUGCCAAGGCAUCUCUUCGACAGAGUCGAUUUAGCCGCUUUCGACAAGUUCCUGGACAUCAGACCAGAGCAUAGAGUGCCCGAUGAGCCAGACGUCAUCAUACUCAAUUCACCCAAGAUGCUCGAGCCAAAAGCGAUCCCAAAGGGUGAAACCCACCCCCAGCCGGAUGCCACAGACGCCGUCCGAUCGCUCGCUGCAGAGACCUCCAUGACCGCAAGUCAGCUGCGCAGUCUGCACCGCUACGUUCUGGCACUCAAGCGAGUCAGCAAUCAGACUACCAAGGGCAAAAUUGGCUCGUUCUACGCUCUCAUCGUCGUCGGCAAUGGUGACGGCCUCGUCGGCUACGGGGAGGGUAAAGGCGCUUCGAUCCCCUCUGCAGAGAACAAGGCUUUCGUGCAAGCCGUCAAGGGCAUGGAAUACAUCGAACGGCACGACGGGAGGACUGUCUUUGGCGACAAAUCAGGCAAAUGGGGCUCGACCUUGCUCACCAUCCGUCAGCGACCGCCAGGCUUCGGACUCCGGACAUCUCCGCUCAUCCAUCAAGUCGCCAAGGCGGCCGGCAUCAUCGAUCUCAGCGCAAAAGUACGCGGAUCGCGCAACGCCAUGAACACUGUCAAGCUGGCCAUGCGCAUGCUUGCCGGGGGGGCAUCUCCUUUGGGCUACGGCGAUGGAUUCGGGGGCCGCGGUCAAAAGGGCAACAAGGGCGUCGGCAUGCGCACGGCAGACGAGAUUGCUCGUGCCCGCGGUAGACGUGUACAAGUUGUAUGAGAUUGCACGUCGGCAGAAUUGAACGUCGGCCAAUACGCAUCACGUGCAAUGGCC
Molecule: messenger RNA, 1098 nt
Organism: Mixia osmundae IAM 14324
Lineage: Eukaryota; Fungi; Basidiomycota; Mixiomycetes; Mixiales; Mixiaceae
Exons: 3
Coding region: 1-1044 (347 amino acids)
Biological process (GO): translation
Cellular component (GO): ribosome
Molecular function (GO): structural constituent of ribosome; RNA binding
Source: RefSeq, a predicted model, not a curated record